GCCUCCCGCAGCUCAGCUCUCUCCAGAUAGAAGAAGGGCGAGGCAGACCGGUGAAGGGGCGGGAGGUUUGGACGCCUUUGCCCGCCUUUCCCCGCAAGACCUGCGACACCAGAGUGGCUCAGGGCGGCCGGCAGUACAUCGGCAAUGCUUGAGGCUAGGGAUUCCCCUGGAGAUCCCUGAGAGCCACCUGCAAAGCCGUGGAAGGACCUCCCGAAGUUAGCCCCAGGGGUUCAGAGAAGCUCUCUACUCUACAACGAUGGCCGGUGACUCUAGGAAUGCUAUGAGCCAAGACAUGGAAAUAGGAGCCACUCCCCGGGACCACAAGAAGAUUCCCAAACAGGCACGGGAUUACAUCCCCGUUGCCACGGACCGCACUCGCCUGCUGGCAGAAGGCAAGAAGCCACGCCAGCGCUACAUGGAGAAGAGUGGCAAGUGCAAUGUGCACCACGGCAACGUUCAAGAAACCUACCGCUACCUAAGUGACCUCUUCACCACCCUGGUGGACCUCAAAUGGCGAUUCAACCUUCUGGUCUUCACCAUGGUCUAUACCAUCACAUGGCUAUUCUUUGGCUUCAUCUGGUGGCUCAUCGCUUAUGUCCGAGGUGACCUGGACCACGUGGGUGACCAAGAAUGGAUUCCUUGUGUUGAAAACCUCAGUGGCUUUGUGUCUGCUUUCCUGUUCUCCAUCGAGACAGAAACAACCAUUGGGUACGGCUUCAGAGUCAUCACUGAGAAGUGUCCAGAAGGGAUCGUACUUCUUCUAGUGCAGGCCAUCCUGGGCUCUAUUGUUAAUGCCUUCAUGGUGGGCUGCAUGUUUGUAAAGAUCAGCCAGCCCAAGAAGAGAGCAGAGACCCUCAUGUUUUCCAACAACGCCGUCAUCUCCGUUCGGGAUGAGAAGCUGUGCCUCAUGUUCCGGGUAGGGGACCUCCGGAACUCCCACAUCGUGGAGGCCUCCAUCCGUGCCAAGCUCAUCAAGUCCAGACAGACCAAAGAAGGGGAAUUCAUCCCCUUGAACCAGACCGAUAUUAAUGUGGGCUUUGACACCGGUGACGACCGUCUCUUCCUGGUGUCCCCACUCAUCAUCUCCCAUGAGAUCAACGAGAAGAGCCCUUUCUGGGAGAUGUCUCGUGCUCAGCUGGAACAGGAAGAGUUUGAAGUUGUGGUCAUCCUAGAAGGGAUGGUAGAAGCAACAGGCAUGACUUGCCAAGCACGAAGCUCUUACAUGGAUACAGAGGUGCUCUGGGGUCACCGAUUCACACCAGUCCUCACCUUGGAAAAGGGCUUCUAUGAGGUGGACUACAACACUUUCCAUGACACCUAUGAAACCAACACACCCAGCUGCUGUGCCAAGGAGCUGGCAGAAAUGAAACGGAAUGGCCGGUUUGUCCAGUACCUUCCCAGCCCUCCCUUGCUUGGGGGUUGUGUGGAGGCUGGGAAGGAGGCGGAGGCGGAGCAGGAUGAAGAUGAUGAACCCAAUGGACCGAAUGCGUCCCCGGCAACCAGGGGCUCAAUGUGAAGUCUUUGCUCUACUCAGAGCCUCUUCUUGCCAGACACCAAGGAGCCUGGGAGGCUAGAGAGGCCAAUUAGUUGAUGAAGCUUUGAGAGGUCCCAAGAGCAUGGGGAGCUCUACAGAGAGGAACCGGGUGUUGAGGCAAGCCUAGGCGUCUGUGGGUGAGAGCUUUAGCUAAGGCUGUCACCAGGGUGGGGUUCCCAUGGAGAGUUCUAGAGUGUCCUCUUCUCUCUCUCUCUCUCUCUCUCUCUCUCUCUCUCUCUCUCUCUCCUCUCUCUCUCUGACUACUGGCACCUGUUCACUUUUCUCCCUGAGUCUCAGGGUCCUUUAGAGACUGAUAGCACCACCCCUGAGGCCUUUGAAUUGAGGGAAGGGCACUCCUGUCCAUAGAUGCUCAGGCCUCCAGCUGAGGAUGAGUUGACAGAGGCCUUCCAGGAGCAAUGCCUUUUAGUCUGAGGCCAAAAA
Molecule: messenger RNA, 1975 nt
Organism: Acomys russatus (golden spiny mouse)
Lineage: Eukaryota; Metazoa; Chordata; Mammalia; Rodentia; Muridae
Gene: Kcnj5
Product: potassium inwardly rectifying channel subfamily J member 5
Exons: 3
Coding region: 257-1516 (419 amino acids)
Biological process (GO): potassium ion import across plasma membrane; regulation of monoatomic ion transmembrane transport
Cellular component (GO): plasma membrane
Molecular function (GO): G-protein activated inward rectifier potassium channel activity
Source: RefSeq, a predicted model, not a curated record